This is a messenger RNA of Cuscuta europaea, 1846 nucleotides long. Lineage: Eukaryota; Viridiplantae; Streptophyta; Magnoliopsida; Solanales; Convolvulaceae. The record is from the annotation of a GenBank genome assembly.
GAAGACCGAAAUUGCCUAGAAAAGGAAGAGCACAUUCAAAGCUCCUUAGGACCACUAUAUUUACGCUGUUUUCAGCCAUUUCCUUGCCGUCUCUCUGUCAUUUACACCAAAACAAACCAACUCCUCCACCAUUCCCUCAUUUCACCCUUCUCACAAUUCUUCUCUCUAACCGCCCCUACCUCUGUAUAAAAACAGAUCGCGUCAUUCUCAAAAUAAAAAAGAGGAAUUACCAGUCAUUACCUGAGUGAGCACCUCUGAUUCAAGGGCGUAAUAGGUGUAAAGUUGGGUGUGGGUUUCCAGGAGAAGAGAGAUUUGCUGAGUAGUUUUGUAGCUUGAAGUGAUCGGAAGCAUAAUAUGUAAGGAAAUGGUGACUACUGCAUUCAGAAAGAUUGUAUACCCUUGCUGGAGGCCUUCAAUUGAGGACGAAGGCCAAGACUGGAGCAAUAGAGGGGGGGACCCGAAUGGCCGGGUUGAUGGGCUAUUGUGGUAUAAGGAUUUAGGGAAUCAUGUCAAUGGGCAAUUCUCUAUGGCUGUAAUUCAAGCAAACACUGUACUGGAAGAUCAGAGCCAGCUGGAGUCUGGGCCGAUGAGCUCGGUUGAAACGGGCCCACAAGGGACAUUUGUGGGAGUUUAUGAUGGCCAUGCCGGUCCUGAUGCUGCCCGCUUCAUAUGUGAUCACCUUUUCAACAACAUCAAGAAAUUCACCACACAAAAUCAUGAAAUGUCAGCCGAGGUUAUAAGCAAAUCAUAUUUAGAAACAGAAGAGGAGUUUCUUUCCUUAGUGAGAAAGCAAUGGCUAAUGAAACCUCAAAUCGCUUCAGUGGGGUCAUGCUGUUUGGUUGGCAUAGUAUGCAAUGGCAUGUUGUACAUUGCAAAUGCUGGAGAUUCCCGCGCAGUAUUAGGAAAAGUUGAGAGACAUACGAAAGAUGUUAAAGCCAUUCAGUUGUCAUAUGAACACAAUGCGAAUCUGGAAUCUGUUAGAGAUGAACUAAAGUUGUUGCAUCCUGAUGAUCCACAGAUAGUUGUUCUAAAGCACAAGGUUUGGCGCGUCAAGGGGCUUAUACAGAUAUCAAGAUCAAUAGGUGAUGCAUAUUUCAAAAGAUGGGAGUUCAACAGGGAGCCAUUGUUGCCAAAGUUUAGGGUAACUGAACCCUUCCAUACCCCAAUCCUUAAGGCCGAGCCGUCCAUACAUGUCCAUAAACUCCUCCCUGAAGAUCAGUUUCUUAUAUUUGCAUCAGACGGCUUAUGGGAGCAUCUUACCAACCAAGAGGCAGUUGAAAUUGUCAACUCUUCUCCGCGCAAUGGUGUUGCCAGAAAGCUUGUGAAAGCUGCACUUCAUGAAGCAGCAAAGAAGAGAGAAAUGAGAUACUCGGACUUGAAAGAUAUAGACAGGGGUGUGAGGAGACAUUUUCACGACGAUAUCACAGUCAUUGUUUUGUUCCUAGACAACCAUUUGAUUAAUCGGACUUCCACCCACGGGCAAGCGCUUUCAGUUAAAGGAGGCGGAGCAGAGAAGAUCACUAUGAUCGUGAAGGCUGGCCGAUGUUCAAGUGGCUCUGUGAGAAGAAGAGCAUCAAUGACCUCAUCAUGAACGUAGGUGGCUGUGCUGGUGGUGGUGCGGUUGUCGUUGCUCCAACCACUGAAAAGAAGAAGGUCAUUGAUGAACGGAGUGAAGAGAGAUACGGGAUCAACUUACUUGAUGAUUAGUCUAAAAUUUCUUUGAAUUGCUAGCUUUUGACUUGCAGACAAUUUUGAUAAUUUUAUAAUACUCAUAUCUCGUAUGGAGAAUUUAUGAACCCCGUCAUCAUUGAAAUAUCUAUUAAAAUCUAAGUGAAUCUAUAUUUUA